This is a messenger RNA of Aphis gossypii (cotton aphid), 1800 nucleotides long. RefSeq lists its product as uncharacterized. NCBI's taxonomy places the organism in Eukaryota, Metazoa, Arthropoda, Insecta, Hemiptera, Aphididae. Gene Ontology annotation, molecular function: zinc ion binding; nucleic acid binding. Bases 211 to 1797 code for a protein of 528 amino acids. The record is from RefSeq and is a predicted model, not a curated record. The transcript has a single exon.
UUGUUAUUAUCAUUAUUAUCAUUAUUUAUAUUUAUCUAUAUUGUGUUAUGUUUUGAUAGUAGUUAGUUAGUUAUGCCCCGUCGGUCGUGACGUGUGGUCAUGUAGAAUUGUAGUGAAAGUGUUAUGUGUACCUUCUCUUAAAUAAAGAUUAAUGAGGAUUAAGAACAGUGUUGUUAAUAUUCAGAAGUGGGAUGAACAAACGAGCAAUUAAUGAACGACGAUUUAAGAACAAAUAUGCCGAACAACGAACAUAACGUCCAUAAAGAUCAAUCGAGUUCACAAGAGUCAUGUGCUUUGUACAACGAAAAGCUGGAUAUAGGAAGUACUCAUAACCUACAAAAAUCACAAAAUGAAGAACCGAACAAAAUCGCCGACCACAAUUAUGCCGCCAAAAGUAACAACCAAACACCCAAGGAUAAAACAGUGUUACCAACCCAGUCCGUAAUUGCUAGCGGUUUAGAUCCGAUGAUAAAGGCACUACUGGAACAGAAUCAAGCAUUGAUAAACGGUUUGCUUACAAACGAGAGAUAUCGAGAUCGGUCGUCGACACCGUCGGAAAGUUCGGAGUAUCUCGUUAUGCCAAAUUUCCUCAACACGUUACCGGAAUUUGAUGGUCGAGGUAAUAGUCAAACCGCAGAAGAUUGGUUGGCAGCUAUCGAAGGUGUCGCGAAGUUACAUCGAUGGCCAGACGCGUUCAGAAUUGAAACUGCGCGUUCGCGAAUGAUCGGACCAGCGAACAAUUGGUUUACCGGUAGGAAAUUUACAAAUUGGGACGAAUUCAUAAUUCAGUUUAAACAUACAUUUGUCGGUUCGAAACUGAAUGUAGUCGAACGUAUGAAAAACAUGCUGAAUCAUGUACAAGGUGAAUCGGAAAUGGUAGCCGAUUAUUUUCACCAUAAAGCUAGAUUAUGUCGCGAAUUAGAAUUGCCGUUUGAUGAGACGAAACAGCAGAUUGUCGCCGGCUUAAGGUCGCGAGAUUUAUGUUAUUAUUUAUUAGCUCGACAUCAUAUUGAUGAAGACAGCCUUUGUCAUGAUUUGACGUCGUUUGCUCAGAUUAAUGAUGCCCGUUCGCAGUAUUUUAAAAAAGAUAAGCCACAACGUCCAAACAGCGACAAAGUAAGUCAUGUUACGUCUGGUACAAUAAAGUCUCAAACGCCUACCGUGUUUAAAGACAACAAGAAGUUUACCAAAUUACCGCCGCGCAAUGACAAAGACGAGCCACUCUGUUUCAACUGCUCAACGUAUGGGCAUGUAUCGAGAUACUGCACAAAACCAAAAAAGACGAAGUGCGAAAAAUGUGGGAAAUAUGGUCAUGAAAAAAACGCUUGUUUUACAAAUACACAAGUUGUGUCCUUAGUGAGUUUGAUACCAAACACAAUUAACGAAAAGUAUUUUUUUGAUGCCUUAGUUAACGACAAACCAGUUCAAGCAUACGUAGAUACUGGGAGUCAACUAUGUCUUAUGCGAAAAAGUGAUGCUAUAGCAAUGGGAUUAUCGAUCGAACCAAUACCAAAUACAGUUGAAGUCCGAGGCUACGGUGAGGGUAGAUUGGUACCUUUAGGCGUCGUCUCAGUGAAAUUACAAGUUGACUGCGCUACUUCUCAAGUACUAAUUUAUAUCGUAUCAGAUGACGCACAGACCAUAGCACUUAUAGUUGGGCAACCAUUCACUGAACAAUCGCACAUUGUACUAGUCAAAAGGGGAGACGUUGUACGAAUAUAUGAAGACACUAAAGAAGGAAACGAUGUAUUUGAUAUGGAUAUCCCAGAACUGCCACCUAGAGUAAUUAGUUUGUGAGCU